Messenger RNA from Mya arenaria, 1302 nucleotides. RefSeq names its product natterin-4-like. The transcript has 2 exons. Lineage: Eukaryota; Metazoa; Mollusca; Bivalvia; Myida; Myidae. Bases 150 to 584 code for a protein of 144 amino acids. The record is from RefSeq and is a predicted model, not a curated record.
CAAAUAUUGAUUAGGCAAGCUUGAUGUAACCACGUGGUACAAAUGAUACGGACUAUCAUAAAUAUAAACUCCAACGGAGAGGUAACAUCAAUAUAGCCGAUUACUUGUUUACGGGUGUUUAAGCAGUUGAAUUUCAUCCUUCAGAAAGAAUGGCUGUUUGGCAAUCUACGUCUGGCGGGAAUAUACCCGCGAACGCCGUGCGGGCCGGAUUCGAGGAGAACGGGCAGCCGCUGUUUAUUGCCCGGGCUGUUAUGGAAGACGGACAAAUGACGCCUGGCAAGACGGGUGCCAAUCUUCCAGGCGCCCACAUCCCUUGGGGUGGGAAGGAGGUGAUUGUCGAAAACUACGAAAUUCUCGUCCAACCACCAGACUCGGUCGGACAUUACGAAUGGAGAAAGUGUUCCGGUGGUCAAGUGCCUGAUGGCGCGUUGGCAACGGAAUCAGAAUUGUACGUUGGCCGGUGCGCCCACGAAGGUGGCCUGGUACCCUGUAAGGUAUACACGCCUCACGGCUGCGCCUACAUCCCUUACGGAGGAGAGGAACGGAACUGCCCAGACUAUGAGGUUUUCUGUCGCGUUAAGUAGUUUUCUUGUGUAUCAUAUUAAACUCAGUGUGUAUGUGUUGUAACUUUAAUCAUGGGCUUGACAUAUAUACAGUGAUAAAGACUAGCGAAAGAAUUUCUUUGCAUUAUUUUAUCGACAAUUGUAAUUUGAUGAAUAAUAACAUAUUCAAAUUAAUAUUUGCCUUGUGAAAGAAAAAAACAACAAGCGUUCGCUUAUCCAAUUACCAUUGAAAUGGAUUGUUCUGUCUUGAUUAAAGCUAUUUCACCAAACAAAAUCAAUGUUUAUUUAAAUAUUUUGUCAUUAAUAACCGCGUUUGAGUUGGUAUCUACAGCAUGAUGUAUCAGUGGCGGUGACAAAAACUCUGUUUUAUCUCUUGGAAAAGGCUGAAUCAUGGACGACUGGCGAUUGGCUGACCUUUUGUGAUUAUGUGAUUUACCUCGUGAAUGAUAACUUCAGAUUGCACUGAUUUGAUGUUCAAACUUCAAAGUUAUGGCCAUGAGAAAAUUCAUGUUUUCAUGAAACACCCAUGUACGACCAAAUAACGGUAAAUUCCUUUUCAAUGUACCAUAAUGCAAACAUGAUAAAAUAAACAGAAUGCCUUUGAUACUUUAAACAUUUGCAAAUGUAUUAGCAUAUCACAAACAGAUAAAUUAUUACAAUGUCAAACGUAUGUGAUUAAGGCGAGGCUGUCGAAUCAAAAUUUAGAGCAAGCAUGGAAAUUAAAAUGUCAUCAAAAUUG